GUCUCGCGGUGUUGACCCGACUAACCACGCCUUCCCCCAAGCGCAGGUCUGGUUUCCGGUUAUGUGAACAGCGUAAAAAAAAAACAUUUUCUGAAAGCCGAAUAUGAUAUAAACAAAACGUGCUUGUUUUCAUGACAGUAGUUUUUUUUAUUAAACUGAUAUCGGAAAGAACCGAAGCGAAUGCAUACCGCCAGAAUGCACCGAUGAGGAAUGCACAUCUUUGUAAGUGCUGUUGUGCAAUUUUAAGACGAUUUCCCUGUACAAAUCUGCACGCGAAAAGUCACACUUGAUUGUGAGUGGAAAGCCUUCCAUUCGGAUAAAGUAGAAAGCCGUGGGUAUCUUCCUAUGAGUGGACCUGCUCAAGGACCUUUUGUUAAAACACUAUUUUAACAUUUCAUUUGCGUGCAGCGAAACCAGCUACCCCAGUAAAAGUUGUACCAGCAGCAACAUCUGCCUGAUCCUCCUUUUGAGAAAAUCCCGUUCACGAGACUGGUCCUAAUAACAAUGGGCUCCUCGGUUAAGAAAAGGACCUCUCUCUCCCUCAGGGAGAAAGUCCGCAUCCUGGCAGCCAUCGACGCCGGCACCUUGCCCAGGAUGGGGCAGAGAGAGCUGGCCAAGCGUUUCGGGCUGUCCCAGCCGAGCCUCUGCCAGAUGCUGAAGAGCCGCGAGGCCAUCCUGCGGGACUGGGCCGCCAACCAGAACCCCGAGCGCAGACGGCGGCGGGCGGGGAAGGACGCGGAGGUGGAGGGGGCGCUGCUGCGCUGGUUCCACGAGGCCCGGCCCGCCCAGCAUCACCUCUCCGUCUCCUCCAUCAUGCAGAAAGCCGAGGCGCUGGCCGCGGAGAUGGGCAAGAAGGACUUCGUGGCCACCGACGGCUGGAUCUCUCGCUGGAAGAAGCGCAACAACAUUCGGUGCGGGAGAGGAGGGAGGUGCGGACGGGCGGUGGGGAAAGAGGAGCAGGAGCAGGAGCAGGGCUGGCCGGCACAGUCUCCUUGCUUCACCCCAACGGCUGAUCUCAACCAGACAGCGCAGGUGGCCAGCGGAGACGGAGGGGUGAAAGAGGAGCAAGCUGAGGAUGGGGCUUAUGGAGAACCCUGCCAGGGGGCCGGUGAGCUCUGCCCAGCCCCUCCUGCUUCGGGGGACGGUACCCUUGAGGGGUACCUGGAGAAGAUAUUGGUGGACCCGGAGCCCCCCACUUCAACGCAGGCUCGAUGCUGCUUGGCUGUGCUGCACAGGUUCCUGGAGUCCAAAGGGACGGGGGAUUAUGAGAACUUCCACAGCUUGCAGGCUCAGGUGCUUGGGCUGGCGGUGAAGGAGGAGAAAACUGAAGACUGAGCCAAUGCCCAAGUAGAGAAUUGAAUAAAGGAUCAUGGUUCGGUUGCCUUUUUAUCGUAGUGUUUACUCUCUGCAAAGACCCUCCUAUUGACUGAUUGGCUGCACAAGGGUAUUCGAGCAUUUUCAUUGGCUCAGGGGGCGUUUGUAAUUUCGGACUCAAUCGUGAAUGUUCAAACAUGUGAGCAGCCCUGCAAUAUUCAGUUUAUCUUGCAGUUUGAAAUGGAUCAUUUGAGGACAUUGUAGCAGGGAAGUAAUAUCAUUUAAAAUGCAUGAGGCAGGGUUAUUUGUUUUAAGUUUGUUUGGAUUAAUUGAAUAUCAUUUUAUAACAAUGUAACGGGGGUUAAAAAAAAAAAAAAACAUGUUUCUGGAUCACGGAUAUCCAACCCAAUUCAAAAGUCAUAUAGUUAUAAAUGUGUCUCUUCCCUUUAUAUGAUGUUUGAACUCAGUAUCCCCGGUCUGUCAGUUAAUUAUUUAAAACAUACUUAAAAUGCAUGAAAUACAUUUACUUGAACACAGGACUUUUUUAUUGCUUCCCUCCAUUUCGUUAACUUCAUCAACCUUCCUCCCAGCCCCUCAGAUCUAACAACUAGGCCACACUGCCUACCUCCCUCCCAGUCCCUGAGCUAUAAUCAUUAGGCCACGCUCACAGCCUGCCUACCACCCAGUUCCUGAUCUUUAACCACAAGGCCACACUGCCUCCUCCCUAGUCCCUGAGCUCUAACCACUAAGCCUCUCUGAAAAUAAAAUACAUAUGCAUUUUAAGAAAAAAAGGCUACUGUAAAUAAACAGUUGGUAAGAAAUUAAACAGUUUUGCAAAGAUAUGAACGAAUGCUGUGUCCUAACGUCACAUGGUGCGGUAUGUGUCACUCACAGGGAAUGCUAUUCCUCCAGUUGUGUGUGUGAUGUUCCACUAGUAAUGAUUUCUGCUGUGUAAAACCGUCUGUGAAUAAACUUUUUUUUUUUCUUUUGA
This is a messenger RNA of Acipenser ruthenus (sterlet), 2305 nucleotides long. Its product is annotated as major centromere autoantigen B-like. The transcript has 2 exons. The record is from RefSeq and is a predicted model, not a curated record. Bases 505 to 1335 code for a protein of 276 amino acids. Gene Ontology annotation, cellular component: nucleus. Lineage: Eukaryota; Metazoa; Chordata; Actinopteri; Acipenseriformes; Acipenseridae. Gene Ontology annotation, molecular function: DNA binding.